Messenger RNA from Centruroides sculpturatus (bark scorpion), 2507 nucleotides. Its product is annotated as head-specific guanylate cyclase-like. Gene Ontology annotation, cellular component: guanylate cyclase complex, soluble. Gene Ontology annotation, molecular function: guanylate cyclase activity; heme binding. The record is from RefSeq and is a predicted model, not a curated record. Lineage: Eukaryota; Metazoa; Arthropoda; Arachnida; Scorpiones; Buthidae. The coding region runs from base 141 to 2159 and encodes 672 amino acids. The transcript has 9 exons. Gene Ontology annotation, biological process: response to oxygen levels; cGMP biosynthetic process.
UCCUAGUUGUUAUAAAGGCAAAUUCUGUUACUGUACAAGAAAAAUUCUUUAGUAUUAAAAUUUGGGUUUAAGUGGAAAAUAUCUCUAAUGUAUCAGAUGUUUCUUCGAUAGAAUUCCACAAGUAAAGCUAAGAAUAUAGCAUGGGUUGUCCCUUCGAGAGAGGGGUACCCAAUUCUUUUAAUUCGUUAAAGGACAGUGAACAUGAGAGAAAAUUUCGUGUGCGAAAUGUUAACUUGGACAGAUGUGACUCACAUGAACUAGAAAGAUUGGAUUUACCUGGAUUGACUGCAGCUGUUUUGAGUCUCAUCAGUCCUUCGAAUUGUGCGAUAGCUUCAAUAAUUGAAAGCGUAGUGGAGGAACGAUCUCAUAAAGAAGCGCAUUUUGUUAACGAAAGACAAUCUCAUGAUGUGCAAAGAAAUGAAACAGAAAAUGAUAUGCAAAAAUCUGAAGUUUACAAGAAACUAUUUGAAUAUGCAUCUUCUGUAGAUAUGGAAGAAGAUGCACUUUUAGAAGAAUGUGGGAGCUUUCAUGUAGAUACCUGCUUGAAAAAACAUGGAAGAGCUUUAAAUUUUCUAGGUGGUACGGCUAUCGACUUUUUCACUAGUUUAGAAUGUCUAGAUUACGUUCUUAGUAAAUCGGACCACGAAGAAAGAGAGACUCUUAGAGUGUUGCCAAAAUCAUCCAAAGGUCAUCUGAUCUUAGAAUUAUCAACUAAGAGGUUAUUUUGGGCUAAAGCAUUUGUUGGGGUCAUCAAGAGGAUUUUAGAUAGUUUGUUCCACUUAAGAACUAUCAUCAAGAUGCAAGGGAGUGCAGUCGAUAGUUAUUUAUAUGAAGUAAAGAUUAUAGAAUCGAACAAGAAGGAUCAUCUUCUGUUGGAAAGUAAUUCAAUAGAAACAGAAGAUACUCGCUUAUCGGUUGCUUCAUUUUGUAAAGCUUUCCCUUUCCAUUUUGUUGUUGAUCGUAACUUAAAACUAACUCAAGUGGGUUUAGGUUUGUCUAAACUUAUCGGUGGUCGAAGUAAAAAAAUUCGAGGAUGUAACAUUACGAAGUUUUUUCAUAUACUCCAACCGAAAGUGUCUCCCAGUUUCCAAGCUAUUUAUGCUAAAAUGAAUAUGCCUUUCUUUCUAUCAAUUCAAAAUUGUCAUAAACAAGUUGAGGGGAUGGAGCUGAAAGGACAAAUGAUAUAUUGUCCAGAAUCCGACUCCUUACUGUUUCUUGGAUCUCCAGUUGUAGACGGUUUAGACGAGAUGAAUGCCAGAGGUUUGUACUUAUCUGAUAUCCCCAUCCACGAUGCCACCAGGGAUAUCAUUUUAGUAGAGGAGCAGGUGCGAGCUCAAGACGGACUGAAAAGAAGGAUGGACAAGUUGAGGAACUCUAUUCAGGAAGCCAAUAAAGCUGUCGAAGCUGAAAGGAGGAAGAACGUAGAUUUGUUACAUCUGGUCUUUCCACCUAAUGUUGCUAGAAAGUUGUGGCUCGGUGAACAUGUAGAAGCCCAACAAUACGAUAACGUGACAAUGUUAUUCUCGGACAUAGUAGGCUUCACGGCUAUCUGCUCAACUGCCACACCCAUGAUGGUAAUUAAUAUGCUUAACACGCUAUAUACGAUGUUUGACAUUUUUUGUGGAGAACUAGAUGUUUAUAAGACGGAAACUAUUGGUGAUGCUUAUUGUGUUGCCGGAGGUCUUCACCGUCCAAGCAAAACUCACGCUCAACAAACAGCAUGGAUGGCUCUUAAGAUGAUGAAUGCUGCUCAAACUGUACAUUCUCACGAUGGAAAACUACUUCAGAUGAGGAUCGGGUUACACUCGGGAUCAGUUUUGGCUGGAGUGGUUGGAGUGAAGAUGCCACGUUAUUGUCUUUUUGGGAAUAACGUCACUCUAGCUAACAAAUUCGAAUCCGGGAGCGAACCUGGAAAAAUAAACAUUAGUCCAACCACUUAUAGCUUGCUUACAGAAACCGAAGGAUUCUCUUUUGUAUCGCGCAAACCGGAAUGUCUUCCUCGUGAAUUUCCCGCUGAUAUCGAAGGAACUUGUCAUUUUCUAGACUCUUAUCACCAUCCGGAUGUAGAACGACAUCAACCACUUGACGUUCACAUAAAGAAAGUUGUCGAAGAAUUAGAACUAGAUGUCACAACUCCGUGGAAUACGGAGAAAACGUAAUGAAAGUAACACAAGCUAUAAAGUGUCCGAAAAAUCAUUACUUCUCCAUGUUAUUUCACAUUUGGAAUAUUGUUUAUUAAGAAAAGUGACAUUCCAGAGAAUGAAUUUAUAUUCCAUUUCCUUUUAUUUUGCUAAUAAUCUGGUUUUUUUUUCUUUACCAUUUCCCAUUUCCCUAUGUCGUUACCGAGGAAGAAUCAAUCACAAUAGAAUGGCUAAAACAAGCUAGUGAUUGAUCAAUUAAACUCCAAUUAUGAAACUAAAUUAAUAUAAAUUGAAAUGUCUAAAUUAAUUCUUUAGUGCGAUUUUUAUAUAAUAAAAAAAGGAAGGGAUUAUUUAUUAAAAAUUAUU